Messenger RNA from Bombus pascuorum, 11496 nucleotides. RefSeq names its product mucin-2-like. The coding region runs from base 1 to 11496 and encodes 3831 amino acids. The transcript is spliced from 3 exons. The record is from RefSeq and is a predicted model, not a curated record. NCBI's taxonomy places the organism in Eukaryota, Metazoa, Arthropoda, Insecta, Hymenoptera, Apidae.
AUGUACAUGACAAUAGCAGGAGAGAAAGUACGUGCAACUGUCGACAUCACUGAAAACAUUGAUAACCAUCCCGUUUACAAUAACAGUAACAAUAGAGCUAUUAUAAUGGAAGAUAAUACUAACGUUAAUUUUUAUGCUACGGAAACAGUGAAAAUAUUGCAAGAAGAUAUUAUAGUAAAUAACGAACGAAUGAACUCGUAUCAUGCUGAGUGUACCGAUUUAUCAGCGAUCCUCGAACAAUGGCGGAGAAAUAUUAAUUUACGGAACAAUAGCAGUACAGUAGAAAAAAAUUUCAUUCGGAUAUCAUCUAAGAACGAUUUAGAUUUAGUAAAUAUCGAAGAGACACGGUACAAAUCGAAGUCUGUUCCUAUGAAGGAUCACGAAGUUAGUUAUCCUUAUCCUUUCACAGAUUAUAUUCAUCCCCGAUUUUGCGCCGAUUUUUCACCUAUAAGUACUUAUAGAAAGCCACACCAUCGGCUUGUCAGGAAUCUGAAAUCAAUUCCGGUUAAUCAUGAAUCGAAUUUAAGAGACGAUCGUGAAAGAACAAAAAGGACAAGAAGAUGGUUAAAUUCGUUCUUUCGUGGCAAACGGAAAAAAUUGAAUCAGAGUUCUUCGAUCGACGAAUAUUUUAAGUUAGAAGAUCAAUGGAAUAAAACGCAUUUAUUGCCGAGAUUGGUAGAAGCAUCGCAGGCGCAACGAAUUAUCAAUGAAACGACAUCCGGCUCACCCUCCACAAGCCAAAAUUUAAAUCUGUAUCAAAUAUUGAGAUUACAUUUGAUUCCUAAGAAAACUACAGCUUUCGUUAAGAAAAGGAGAAAAAGGAAUGUUAGAAAUAGAAAAGACAUAGGUGAGAAAACAACGAAUGUUUAUGAAAAAGAAAUCCAUGCGUAUUCGGAUAUUGUGCAGCUGCUACAUACGACCAAAUCGGAUAUCGAGUCUCAGUUAACUUAUAACACUGAACACCAAAGCGAAAUAGAUAGGUUACAGACAACUUUGAGCUGGUUAAAUCAAAUAGGAACAGCAACUGUGUCUAUUUUAGAUACGCAUGUUGUGUAUGAGGAAGAAAGUACUAAAGGGACUUCUAGGUGGCACGGAUAUGAUGAUUAUAUUGGAACAAUGGCAAUAACAUCGAAAGAAACAAUCAGCCUGUACGAAUCACAAAUAACUACACGUACAACGUCACAUACGAUAGAAAACAUCCCCAUUACCAGCAUGACUACGAUGCCGUCGCCAAUGCUUGAAACAACUCCGACCAAAUCCAUUAUUACUCCAACAACAAUGUCGCCAUCGACAACCAUGGAAACUACUAUGCAUGAAAUUACUGAUAUCACAAUACUAUUACCAACGACAACUACAACCUUCCAACCAACAACUAUGAAAAAGACUACUACAGAAGAAACUAUAAUUGCGACGACAUCGACACUUGAAACGACAACUAUCACUCACGUAACUGUUAAAAUGCCGUCACCAACGUCAGUGGAAACCACCACAAAAGAACAAACUGUUACAACGACACUCUUACACGACAUAACAACUACCAUUCCUUUAUAUACCACUGCCAUAACGUUGCCAACGACAAUGGCUAAAACCACUACGGAAGAAACUACUAUUACUACAACGGUAUCAACAUCUAUAUUUCCCAUUACCACGAAGUUUACAAUGUCGCAUUACAAAAUUGUGGCAACCACUGUAAAAGACACUUCUAUUACUACAGAACCAGUAACUGAAACAACAUCUAGCUCUCCCAUUACCACCAUGUAUACAAUGUUACCACUCACAUCUCUGGAAAUGUUUGUGGAACAAGCUACUGUCGCUACGACACUGAUUCCUGAAACGAAAUAUGUCUCUCCCAUUACCACCACUUCCACAAUGUUGCCUCCAAUAACUAUCAAAACUACUAGAGAAAAAGAUACCGUUAUUACAAUACCCAAACCUGAAACAACUCGAACUCCAAUUAAGACUUCAACUACACCGUUGCCGACAACAAAUACGGAAACAACUGCGGAAGAAUCUGCUGAUACUACUACAGCAACCAGGCCCGAAAUACCUACUAUAAUCGAUACAACUACAAUUACAGGGAAGCUACUAACAAGUGUAGACACCACAGCGUUAGAAACUACUGUGACUGCAUCGCAGGCCACUGAGACAAUAAUUAUCUCCCCUAUUACAGACACUACUACAAUGUCCCCUUCACUGUCUGUGGAAACAACUACUGAAGUAACUGCAGUUAUUACAAAACCAGGAAUUGAAACAACAACAACACCUACCACGACUACAGCCACACUGUCGCCUCCUACAAUAGUGGAAACAAUUGUGCAAGAAACUACUGUUUCUACAAUAGCUACACAAGAAACAACUACCACUGUCGUCACGACUACAGCCAUAACAUCGCCUCCUACAACAGUGGAAAAAGCUACAGAGGGAACUGCUGUUACUACAGCAACCUGGACAGAGACACCUACCACAGCCGUCGUGACUAGAACAACACUGUCGCCUUCCACAAUUGUGAAAACGACUGUGGAAGAAACAGAUGUCUCUACAAUAGCCACACCUCAAGCAAGUACAACUGCGGUCAUGACUACAGCCACACCACCGCCUGCUCCAACUGUGAAAGACACUACAGUGUCUACAACACACACGCCAGAAAAAGCUACCACUCCCUUCGCGACUACGACCACACUAUCAGCUUCCAUAACUGUGGAAACAACUGUGGAAGAAAUUACUGUUUCUACAAUAGCCAGGCCAGGAACAACUACCACUCCCGUCACGACCACAGGGACACCGACGCCUCGAACAACUGUGGAAACUACUAUGGAGGAAACUAAUGCUAUUAAAACACCCUCGAUUGAGACAGCUACCACUCCCGUCACGACUACAGUCACACCAUCGCUUCCGACAACUCUGAAAACAACUAUAGAGGAAGCUGCUGUUACUACAAAUCCGCGGUUUGAGAUAGCUACAACUACCGUCGUGACUACAACUACGCUGUCUCCUCCGACAACUGAGGAAACAACUACAGAGGAAACAGUUGUUACUACAUCACAGUGGAUUGAGACAACUACCACACCUGUCACGACUACAACCACAACGCCGCCUCUUACAACUGUGGAAAUAGCUACAGAGGAAACAGUUGUUACUACAUCAUCGUGGAUUGAGACAACUACUGCUACCGUCAUGACUACAACCACACUGUCGCCUCCCACAACUGUAGAAACUACUAUGGAGGUAACUACUGUUAUUGCAACACCCUGGAUUGAGACAUCUACCACUGCCGUCACGACUACAACCACACCGUUGCCUUUUACAAAUGUGGAAACAACUGUAGAGGAAACAGUUGUUACUACAACACCGUGGAUUGAGGCAUCUAUCACUCCCGUCAUGACUACAACCACACCGCCGCCUGUUACAACUGUGGAAAUAACUACAGAGGAAACAGUUGUUACUACAUCAUCGUGGAUUGAGACAACUACCACUACCGUCACGACUACAACCACACCGUCGCCUCCCACAACAGUAGAAACUACUAUGGAGGAAACUACUGUAAUAAAAUCACCGUGGAUUGAAACAACUACCACUCCCGUCACGACUACAACCACACCGUCGCCUAUUACAACUGUGGAAACAACUACAGAGGAAACAGUUCCUACUACAUUACCGUGGAUGGAGACAACCACCACUCACGUCACGACUACAACCACACCGCCGCCUCCUACAACUGUGGAAACAACUACAGAGGAAGAGGUUGUUAUUACAUCACCAAGGGUUGAUACAACCACCACUCCCGUCUCGAGAACAGCCACACCGUUACCACUUACAACCGUGGAAACAACUGUAGAGGAAUCAAUUGUUACUACAGCACCGUGGAGUGUGACAACUGCCACUCCCGUAACCACUACAACCACACCGUCGUCUCUUACAACUGUGGAAACAACUGUAGAGGAAACAGUUGUUACUACAUCACCGUGGUUUGAGACAACCUCCACUCCCCGCACGACUACAACCACACCGCCGCCUCCUACAACUGUGGAAACAACUACAGAGGAAGAGGUUGUUAUUACAUCACCAAGGGUUGAUACAACCACCACUCCCGUCUCGAGAACAGCCACACCGUUACCACUUACAACCGUGGAAACAACUGUAGAGGAAUCAAUUGUUACUACAGCACCGUGGAGUGUGACAACUGCCACUCCCGUAACCACUACAACCACACCGUCGUCUCUUACAACUGUGGAAACAACUGUAGAGGAAACAGUUGUUACUACAUCACCGUGGUUUGAGACAACCUCCACUCCCCGCACGACUACAACCACACCGCCGCCUCUUACAACUGUGGAAACAACUACGGUGGAAACAGUUGUUACUACAUCACCGAGGAUUGAGACAACCACCACUCCCGUCAUGACUACAACCACACCGCCGCCUCUUACAACUGUGGAAACGACUACAGAGGAAACAGUUGUUGCUACAACACCGUGGGUUGAGACAGCUACCGCUCCGGUCACGACUACAAGCACACCAUCGCCUCUUACAACCGUGGAAACAACUACAGAGGAAACAGUUGUUACCACAUCACCGUGGGUUGAGACAACUACCACUCCCGUCGCGAUGACCACUACACCGUCGCCUCUUACAACUGUGGAAACAACUACGGUGGAAACAGUUGUUGCUACAACACCGAGGAUUGAGACAACCACCACUCCCGUCAUGACUACAACCACACCGCCGCCUCUUACAACUGCGGAAACAACUACAGAGGAAACAGUUGUUACUACAUCACCGAGGAUUGAGACAACCACCACUGCCGUCGUGACUACAACCACACCGCCGCCUCUUACAACUGCGGAAACAACUUCAGAGGAAACUGUUGUUACUACAACACCGUGGGUUGAGACAACUACCACUCCCGUCGCGAUGACCACUACACCGUCGCCUCUUACAACUGUGGAAACAACUACGGUGGAAACAGUUGUUGCUACAACACCGAGGAUUGAGACAACCACCACUCCCGUUACGACUACAACCACAUCGUCGCCUCUUACAACUGUGGAAACAACUACAGAGGAAACUGUUGUUGCUACAACACCGUGGGUUGAGACAGCUACCGCUCCGGUCACGACUACAAGCACACCAUCGCCUUUUACAACCGUGGAAACAACUGUAGUGGAAACACUUGUUACUACAAUACGGUGGGUUGAGACAACUGCCACUACCGUAAUGACUACAACCACACCACUGCCUCUUACAACUGUGGAAACAACUACAGAGGAAACUGUUGUUACUACAUCAUCGUCGAUUGAGACAACCACCACUCCCUUCUCGACUACAGCCACACCGUUAACAAUUACAACCUUGGAAACAACUGUAGUGGAAACAGUUGUUACAACAUCACCGAGGAUUGAGACAACCACCACACCCGUCAUGACUACAACCACACCGCCGCCUCUUACAACUGCGGAAACAACUUCAGAGGAAACUGUUGUUACUACAAUACCGCGGGUUGAGACAACUACCACUCCCGUUACGACUACAACCACACCGUCGCCUCUUACAACUGUGGAAACAACUACAGAGGAAACUGUUGUUACUACAACACCGUGGGUUGAGACAACUACCACUCCCGUCGCGAUGACCACUACACCGUCGCCUCUUACAACUGUGGAAACAACUACGGUGGAAACAGUUGUUGCUACAACACCGAGGAUUGAGACAACCACCACUCCCGUCAUGACUACAACCACACCGCCGCCUCUUACAACUGCGGAAACAACUACAGUGGAAACAGUUGUUACUACAUCACCGAGGAUUGAGACAACCACCACUGCCGUCGUGACUACAACCACACCGCCGCAUCUUACAACUGCGGAAACAACUUCAGAGGAAACUGUUGUUAUUACAAUACCGCGGGUUGAGACAACUACCACUCCCGUUACGACUACAACCACAUCGUCGCCUCUUACAACUGUGGAAACAACUACAGAGGAAACUGUUGUUGCUACAACACCGUGGGUUGAGACAGCUACCGCUCCGGUCACGACUACAAGCACACCAUCGCCUUUUACAACCGUGGAAACAACUUCAGAGGAAACUGUUGUUAUUACAAUACCGCGGGUUGAGACAACUACCACUCCCGUUACGACUACAACCACAUCGUCGCCUCUUACAACUGUGGAAACAACUACAGAGGAAACUGUUGUUACUACAUCAUCGUCGAUUGAGACAACCACCACUCCCUUCUCGACUACAGCCACACCGUUAACACUUACAACCUUGGAAACAACUGUAGUGGAAACAGUUGUUACAACAUCACCGAGGAUUGAGACAACCACCACUCCCGUCAUGACUACAACCACACCGCCGCCUCUUACAACUGCGGAAACAACUUCAGAGGAAACUGUUGUUACUACAAUACCGCGGGUUGAGACAACUACCACUCCCGUUACGACUACAACCACACCGUCGCCUCUUACAACUGUGGAAACAACUACAGAGGAAACUGUUGUUACUACAAUACCGUGGGUUGAGACAACUAUCACUCCCGUCGCGAGUACAACUACACCGUCGCCUCUUACAACUGUGGAAACGACUACAGGGGAAACAGUUGUUGCUACAACACCGUGGGUUGAGACAGCUACCGCUCCGGUCACGACUACAAGCACACCAUCGCUUUUUACAACCGUGGAAACAACUGUAGUGGAAACACUUGUUACUACAAUACGGUGGGUUGAGACAACUGCCACUACCGUAAUGACUACAACCACACCGCUGCCUCUCACAACUGUGGAAACAACUACAGAGGAAACUGUUGUUACAACAUCACCGUGGAUUGAGACAACUACCACUCCGGUCGCGAUGACCACUACACCGUCGCCUCUUACAACUGUGGAAACAACUACGGUGGAAACAGUUGUUACUACAUCACCGAGGAUUGAGACAACCACCACUCCCGUCAUGACUACAACCACACCGCCGCCUCUUACAACUGUGGAAACGACUGUAGAGGAAACAGUUGUUACUACAAUAGCGCGGGUUGAGACAACUACCACUCACGUUACUACUACAACCACACCGUCGCCUCUUACAACUGUGGAAACUACUACAGAGGAAACAGUUGUUACUACAACACCAUGGAUUGAGACAGCUACUGCUCCCGUCACAACUACAACCACUCCGUCGCCUCUUAUAACUGUGGAAACUACUACAGAGGAAACAGUUGUUACUACAACACCAUGGAUUGAGACAGCUACUGCUCCCGUCACGACUACAACCACUCCGUCGCCUCUUACAACUGUGGAGGCUACUACAGAGGAAACUGUUGUUACAACAUCACCGUGGAUUGAGACAACUACCACUCCGGUCGCGAUGACCACUACACCGUCGCCUCUUACAACUGUGGAAACAACUACGGUGGAAACACUUGUUACUACAAUACGGUGGGUUGAGACAACCACCACUCCCGUCAUGACUACAACCACACCGCCGCCUCUUACAACUGUGGAAACAACUACAGAGGAAAAAGUUGUUGCUACAACACCGUGGGUUGAGACAACUACCACUCCCGUCGCGAUGACCACUACACCGUCGCCUCUUACAACUGUGGAAACAACUACGGUGGAAACAGUUGUUGCUACAACACCGAGGAUUGAGACAACCACCACUCCCGUCAUGACUACAACCACACCGCCGCCUCUUACAACUGCGGAAACAACUUCAGAGGAAACUGUUGUUACUACAAUACCGCGGGUUGAGACAACUACCACUCCCGUUACGACUACAACCACAUCGUCGCCUCUUACAACUGUGGAAACAACUACAGAGGAAACUGUUGUUACUACAAUACCGUGGGUUGAGACAACUAUCACACCCGUCGCGAGUACAACUAUACCGUCGCCUCUUACAACUGUGGAAACGACUACAGGGGAAACAGUUGUUACUACAACACCAUGGAUUGAGACAGCUACUGCUCCCGUCACGACUACAACCACUCCGUCGCCUCUUACAACUGUGGAAACAACUACGGUGGAAACAGUUGUUACUACAUCACCGAGGAUUGAGACAACCACCACUCCCGUCAUGACUACAACCACACCGCCGCCUCUUACAACUGUGGAAACGACUACAGAGGAAACAGUUGUUGCUACAACACCGUGGGUUGAGACAGCUACCGCUCCGGUCACGACUACAAGCACACCAUCGCCUCUUACAACCGUGGAAACAACUACAGAGGAAACAGUUGUUACCACAUCACCGUGGAUUGAGACAACCACCACUCCCGUCAUGACUACAACCACACCGCCGCCUCUUACAACUGUGGAGGCUACUACAGAGGAAACUGUUGUUACAACAUCACCGUGGAUUGAGACAACUACCACUCCGGUCGCGAUGACCACUACACCGUCGCCUCUUACAACUGUGGAAACAACUACGGUGGAAACACUUGUUACUACAAUACGGUGGGUUGAGACAACCACCACUCCCGUCAUGACUACAACCACACCGCCGCCUCUUACAACUGUGGAAACAACUACAGAGGAAACAGUUGUUGCUACAACACCGUGGGUUGAGACAACUACCACUCCCGUCGCGAUGACCACUACACCGUCGCCUCUUACAACUGUGGAAACAACUACGGUGGAAACAGUUGUUGCUACAACACCGAGGAUUGAGACAACCACCACUCCCGUCAUGACUACAACCACACCGCCGCCUCUUACAACUGCGGAAACAACUUCAGAGGAAACUGUUGUUACUACAAUACCGCGGGUUGAGACAACUACCACUCCCGUUACGACUACAACCACAUCGUCGCCUCUUACAACUGUGGAAACAACUACAGAGGAAACUGUUGUUACUACAAUACCGUGGGUUGAGACAACUAUCACUCCCGUCGCGAGUACAACUACACCGUCGCCUCUUACAACUGUGGAAACGACUACAGGGGAAACAGUUGUUGCAACAACACCGUGGGUUGAGACAGCUACCGCUCCCGUCGCGAUGACCACUACACCGUCGCCUCUUACAACUGUGGAAACAACUACGGUGGAAACAGUUGUUACUACAUCACCGAGGAUUGAGACAACCACCACUCCCGUCAUGACUACAACCACACCGCCGCCUCUUACAACUGUGGAAACGACUGUAGAGGAAACAGUUGUUACUACAAUAGCGCGGGUUGAGACAACUACCACUCACGUUACUACUACAACCACACCGUCGCCUCUUACAACUGUGGAAACUACUACAGAGGAAACAGUUGUUACUACAACACCAUGGAUUGAGACAGCUACUGCUCCCGUCACGACUACAACCACUCCGUCGCCUCUUACAACUGUGGAAACAACUACGGUGGAAACAGUUGUUACUACAUCACCGAGGAUUGAGACAACCACCACUCCCGUCAUGACUACAACCACACCGCCGCCUCUUACAACUGUGGAAACGACUACAGAGGAAACAGUUGUUGCUACAACACCGUGGGUUGAGACAGCUACCGCUCCGGUCACGACUACAAGCACACCAUCGCCUCUUACAACCGUGGAAACAACUACAGAGGAAACAGUUGUUACCACAUCACCGUGGAUUGAGACAACCACCACUCCCGUCAUGACUACAACCACACCGCCGCCUCUUACAACUGUGGCAACUACUAUGGAGGAAACUACUGUUAUUGCAACACCCUGGAUUGAAACAACUACCACUCCCGUCACGACUACAACCACACCGCCGCCUCUUGCAACUGUGGAAACAACUACAGAGGAAACAGUUGUUACUACAUCACCGUGGAUUGAGACAUCUAUCGCUCCUGUCACGACUACAACUAUUCUGUCGCCUCCCACAACUGUGGAAACUACUAUGGAGGAAACUACUGUUAUUGCAACACCCUGGUUUGAAACAACUACCACUCCCGUCACGACUACAACCACACCGUCGCCUCUUGCAACUGUGGAAACAACUACAGAGGAAACAGUUGUUACCACAUCACCGUGGAUUGAGACAACCACCACUCCCUCCUCGACUACAGCCACACCGUUGUCUCUUACAACUGUGGAAACAACUGUAGAAGAAACAGUUGUUACUACAUCACCGUGGAUUGGGACAACCACCACUCCCUUCUCGACUACAGCCACACCGUUGUCUCUUACAACUGUGGAAACGACUGUAGAGGAAACAGUUGUUACUACAUCACCGUGGAUUGAGACAACUACCACUCCCGUCGCGAGUACAACUACACCGUCGCCUCUUACAACUGUGGAAACGACUGUAGAGGAAACAGUUGUUGCUACAACACCGUGGAGUGAGACAACCACCACUCCCGUCGCGAGUACAACUACACCGUCGCCUCUUACAACUGUGGAAACGACUGUAGAGGAAACAGUUGUUGCUACAACACCGUGGAGUGAGACAACCACCACUCCCGUCACGACUACAACCACACCGUCGCCUCUUGCAACUGUGGAAACAACUGUAGAAGAAACAGUUGUUACUACAUCACCGUGGAUUGGGAAAACCACCACUCCCGUCUCGACUACAGCCACACCGUUGUCUCUUACAACUGUGGAAACAACUACAGAGGAAACUGUUGUUACUACAUCACCGUGGAUUGAGACUACUACCACUCCCGUCGCGAUGACAACUACACCGUCGCCUCUUACAACUGUGGAAACAACUACAGAGGAAACUGUUGUUACUACAUCACCGUGGAUUGAGACAACUACCACUCCCGUCGCGAGUACAACUACACCGUCGCCUCUUACAACUGUGGAAACGACUGUAGAGGAAACAGUUGUUGCUACAACACCGUGGAGUGAGACAACCACCACUCCCGUCACGACUACAACCACACCGUCGCCUCUUACAGCUUUAGAAACAACUAUAGAGGAAACAGUUAUUACUACAACACCGUGGAUUGAGACAGCUACUUCUCCCGUUACGACUACAACCAUACCGUCGCCUCCCACAACUGUAGAAACUACUAUGGAGGAGACUACUGUGAUUACAACACCUUGGAUUGAGACAUCUACCACUCCUGUCACGACUACAACCACACCGUCGCCUCCUACAACUGUGGAAACAACUAUAGAGGAAACUGCUGUUACUACAACUCCGCUGUUUGAGACAGCUACCUCUCCCGUCAUAACUGUAACCACACUAUCACCUCCGACAUAUGUGGGAAUAACUACGAUAGAAACUGUUGUUACUGCUACACCUGUUCCCGAAACAACUACUACUAUAAUAAUUACUGUGACGACAAUAACUGCACCCGAUACAUCAACUAUAGAGUUUACUACUGAAAGUGUUACAUCCGUUAUGGAAAUACCACUAACGACGGAAACAUUGUUAGAAUUUACCACAGAACUGUAUGCCGUCACUUCCGAGAUUUCUGUAUUUCCAUCUACCACGAUUUUUACUCUUCCUUCAUUGUCGACUGCAUCAGAAGUUAUAACAUUAUUCACUACAACUGAAAUAGUAAGUUGGAAAAGAAUUUUAUUUUCCUCCUAA